Molecule: messenger RNA, 884 nt
Organism: Megalops cyprinoides (Indo-Pacific tarpon)
Lineage: Eukaryota; Metazoa; Chordata; Actinopteri; Elopiformes; Megalopidae
Gene: bdh2
Product: 3-hydroxybutyrate dehydrogenase, type 2
Exons: 10
Coding region: 76-813 (245 amino acids)
Biological process (GO): siderophore biosynthetic process
Cellular component (GO): cytoplasm
Molecular function (GO): 3-hydroxybutyrate dehydrogenase activity
Source: RefSeq, a predicted model, not a curated record
GAUAGGGAAGUUAGGAGUUUGUCUUGCGCUAUUGUGUGUAAGUUCUGCAUCUGCGAGAUCGUGCACCUGAACACCAUGGGUCGACUGGACGGGAAAGUGAUCGUGCUGUCAGCGGCCGCGCAGGGAAUCGGUCGGGCCGCAGCAAUAGCGUUUGCCAAAGAGGGAGCACAGGUCACAGCAACCGAUAUCAAUGGAGAAAAGCUGAAAGAAUUAGACACCUACCCUGGCAUCAAGACCAAGGUGGUGGAUGUGACCAAGCGGGAUCAAGUGGAGGCCUUGGCCAAGGAGUUUGACCACAUUGAUGUGCUCUUUAAUGUGGCAGGGUUUGUCCAUCAUGGGACAAUACUGGACUGUGAGGAGGCUGACUGGGACUUCACCAUGAACCUUAACGUCCGCAGCAUGUACCUGAUGAUCAAGGCCUUCCUGCCCAAGAUGCUGGCUCGCAAGUCAGGGAACAUCAUUAACAUGGCCUCUGUGGCAUCCAGCAUAAAAGGUGUGCCGAACAGGUGUGUGUACAGCACUUCGAAGGCCGCCGUCAUCGGACUGACGAAGUCAGUGGCCGCUGACUUCAUCGAGCAAGGCGUUCGCUGCAACUGCGUCUGCCCCGGAACUGUAGACACUCCAUCCCUGAGAGACCGAAUCCAGGCCAGACCCGACCCAGAACAGGCACUGCAAGACUUCCUGGCCAGACAGAAGACAGGCAGGAUGUGCACGGCAGAAGAGGUUGCCCACCUUUGUGUGUACUUGGCCUCGGAUGAGUCGGCCUAUGUCACUGGAACAGAACAGAUCAUUGAUGGAGGCUGGAGGCUCUGAAGAACUCUCCUGAGACCCAGGGAUGCUGGAAUUGCAUUGGAGUUCAGAACUGGAAUUUCGCUGCACUUAAA